AUGAAGACCGCAAACGGCACAGGAACGGACGAGGAACUGCUUGAUUUCGAGAACUCACUUCUACUUGGACCGCCCGUUAUCCAAGGCCAGUAUGACCAGAACUUUCGCCGCUUUGGAGACGCCUACGAGGUGGGGGAUCAGACAGCUCGAGAAGGCCUCAAAGAUAUUGUCAUAAAUCUACAGUUGACACUCCUUGCUACCCUGCGCAUGGCGCUGCUGGACAAUACUCAUCCGGAUUUAGCCGCUAUGCUGGCUGCGUCGGACAAUGCCCGCCUCGAUGCCCUUAUGUGUUUGUAUAGGCUGGGGGAACGCAUGGCUCUGGGCCCCCCGCAGCUAAAUCCGUCAUCAUCGCCCCCCACGAAACCAUCGAGUUCAACCGUGGGAUCGCAAUCCAUGCAGCGAAUCCCAUCUCCUCCGCUAAAUAUUAGACGGCCGAUGAUAGGUCCAGGUUUUGAGACCUCGCCGCGAGAUCCACAUCGACUAUCAACAUCGCAGAGUGUUUCAUCGUACGAUACGAGGAAUCACCACCUGCCUCCUAUUUCUCCGGCCAGUGAGAUGUCACUUGUUACCCCAAUAUCGCCGUUUAGCCUUGUGGCCAAGGAUCACACACAGUUCCGGGAUGCCAGGACACCGAGUCUGGAUUCCUCAGUUGGAGGCUCCUUUACGGGGACCCGUUACCAGCACCCGACAAUAAACCAUCCUAGUAGACUCCCCGAAUUAGAUCCUUCAAUCCCGCCCAUUCAUGAAGCAGGGGCCCAAUCAAACAGUAUUUACAGCGAUAGUGUGUAUAGCGAAAAGUCCUCUCGCCCGUUGAUAGCAUCCAGGCCCAGCAAUGGAGGAGAUAUAUCUUCAGUACUAGGUCCCAUUCGACAUGGGCCAUACGGAAGAGGGGGCAGCUCUCAGGAAAAUGUCUUAGCUGAACAGAAUGCCCCUUCCCCCCGCUCUGGCUCGCUCUUGUCAGGCCUGCAUGGCCGUAGGAAGCGAAUAUCUGCUUCUUCUGACGAAAAGGACACACCUGGGCCCGGUUCCCGCUCAAUUUUCAGCUUUACACGACGGCCCCACCCCGUUCAAACUGGGCCAGCUCAAACCGCUCCGGGGGGGCCGCCUGUAACUGCCGUGGGAACAGAAAAUCUCCUUCAAGCAGGUCUGUAUUUACCAAGUGAAGAAAACAAAUUCGCCGGCUUCUGCAAAGGUGCUUGGAGGCUGCAAAACGGAAUCAAAAAGUCUUUCCGCGUUGAUUUGAGGCCAUCUGGUAUGUACAAACAGAUUUCCACCUGGAGAUGCACAAAAUGCCACUUUGAAGGCCCCAUGGGCCAGACUCCUAUUAUCAGUCGCAAUUCUCCCUCCGCACCCAUCCGAGGAUUCGCUCGCACCUCCCCCCUGGUGGGAAACUGUUCGCAAGAUUUUGAUCAGAGAGUGCGUCUCCACGGUCCCAGCGGAAUCCGCUACCGGUGGUCCUUCCUGGCGAAAAGCCAUUUUCCGAUAAAAAGUAGCCCGAAAGCCAAUGAUGGCACAGGCGGCCGUUUCGGGUGCAUAUACUGCUGCGUGGAGCAGCAAGGGCCUGCGCCGGUGUUUGCAGAUAUAGAUACAUUCAUGCAGCAUUUGCGGCUUCAUGCCGGAUCGGCCGGGCUCGCCGAUGCGAGAGCGACGCGAGAACCGCCCCAGGCACUGCUGGAUUGGACGAAGUGUAUCGUGGGUCGAGUUGCGACGGAAGAGGAGGGAUUUGAUAUCAAUAUUCCCAAAGUAGUGGUGGAGAUGGGGGAUUGA
Coccidioides posadasii C735 delta SOWgp is the source of this 1767-nucleotide messenger RNA. RefSeq lists its product as uncharacterized. NCBI's taxonomy places the organism in Eukaryota, Fungi, Ascomycota, Eurotiomycetes, Onygenales, Onygenaceae. The record is from RefSeq and is a predicted model, not a curated record.